CCAUUUCCGCUCCCGGUCCCGCAGCUCCCGGCCCCGCACGGCCGCCCCGCACUGCGCGAUGCUCCGCCUGCUGUGCACCGCGCUGCUCCACGCGCUGCUGCUCCGCGCUCAGCUCCCGCCGCGGGUCGACAUCCCGGCCGGCGACCCCCGCCGCCCGGUCUGGCGCUUCCCGUUGCGGCACGGCGACGCGCUGCUGCUGAGCGCGGACGAGGCGCUGCUCUACGUGGGCGCCCGGGACGCCGUGCUGGCGCUCAACGUCAGCGACCCCGCGCGGCCCCGACUCGUGGCCACGGUGCCGUGGGGACCCACGGAGGAGAGAAAGAGGGAGUGCAGCCUGAAGAGGAAGAGCCCCGAGACCGAGUGCUUCAACUUCAUCCGGGUCCUGGUGGCUCUGAACCGCACCCACCUGUACGCGUGCGGCACCAACGCCUUCAGCCCCGCCUGCACCCACAUCCUCCUGGACAACUCCUCCAUGCCGUGGGUCGCAGUGGGGCAGCGCGAUGGAAAGGGGCAAAGCCCCUUUGACCCCCAGCAUUCCCACACUGCGCUGCUGGACGGUGGGGAGCUGUACGCAGCCACAGCCAACAACUUCCACGGCACGGAGCCCAUCGUCUCGCGCUCGCUGGGCACCCGAACCGCACUCAAAACCGACGCCUUCCUGCGCUGGCUGGCAGGAUCCCCUCACCCCACGAGUCCCCACGGCGCCCCCAGCCCCCUCACCAGAGCCCCGUCCCCAGACGACGCCACCUUCGUGGCCUCGGCCGCCCCCGCCGACGACGACCAGGUUUAUUUCUUCUUCGAGGAGACGGCGCUCGAGUUCCGCUGCGUGCAGCGCCUGCGGCUGCCGAGGGUGGCGCGCGUGUGCAAGAGCGACGUGGGGGGGGACAAAGUGCUGCAGAAGCGCUGGACCACCUUCCUGAAGGCGCCGCUGCGCUGCUCGCUGUCCGCCCGCUUCCCCGCCGAGCGAAUCCGGCACGUCGCCGCCGCCCCCCCCGCCCCCCCCGCCGCCGGCACCGAGCGCGGCGCCGAGUUCUACGGCGUGUUCAACGAGCCGGGGCCCCACGGCGGCUCGGCGCUCUGCUCGUUCAGCCGCGCUGCGCUGCGGGCGGCGUUCGAGGGCCGCUUCCUGGAACGGGAGAAGGAAAACGCGGCGUGGAGCGUCCGCAGCGCCCCCAGCGGCGAGGCCAGGCCUGGCAGCUGCUCCGUUGCGCCGUCGUCCGACCAGGCGCUGACCUUCAUGAAGGACCAUUUCCUGAUGGAGACCCCGGUGCCCCCCGCCCACGGCCGCCCGCUGCUGCUGAGCCCCAACGUCUCCUACACCCACAUCGCCGUGCACCAAGCGCGCGGCGUCGGCGGCACCCCGUACCGAGUGCUGUUCAUGGCCACCGCCGAGGGCUCGGUGCACAAGGCGGUGGAGCUGGCGGGCGGCCGCGCGCUGGUGGUGGAGAGCAUCCGCGUGUUUGAGGAGCCGCAGGGCAUCAGCUGCGUCCUGCUGUCAGCCAGCAAGGCCGUGCUGUACCUGGGCCACGCCGGCGGGCUGCUGGCGGUGCCGCUCUCCAACUGCAGCCAGCACCGCAGCUGCGCCCAGUGCGUCCUGGCCAGGGACCCCGAGUGCGCGUGGAGCAGCGGCAGCGGGCGGUGCGAGAGCCUGCGGGGCAACGGCGGGGAGCGGGGAGCGGCGUCCAGCCUGAGGCGGAGCCUCACGUGGCUGCAGGACGUGGAGGGAGGCGACGCCAGGAGCCGCUGCCAGCGCGGGAGGAGUGGGGGGGCGGAAAUGGAGGCGGAAAUGGAGCUGACGCUGCGCCCCGCCGCUCACAGCGUGCUGCGGCUGCCGUGCCCGCGGCGCUCCGCCUGGGCGGCGUACAGCUGGGAGCGGCCGGCCGGCGCCGGGGACGCGGAGCUGCUGCCCGACCUGACGCUGCUGCUGGUCGCCCAGCGCCGCUCCGUCGGCUCCUACGUCUGCUGGGCCACCGAGAACGGCGUCCGCUGGGCCGCGGCUCGGUACCGCCUGCUGGAGCCCGACGGGGGCGGCCGGGGGAGCGAGGAGGAGGCGACGGCCCCCCCGCGCCCCCCGCCGCAUGGCUCCUACUGGCCGCAGUUGGUGGCCGUGGCCGCGCUGCUGGCUUUGACGCUGCCGGCGGCCGUCGGGUUGGGGUUGGUGGCUUUUAGGGCGCGGGGCAAAGCGGGGGGGGUGGAGAAAACCCCCCUGAAUGGGGAGGGGGGCGUGGGGGGGGAGAGGGGCUGCGUGCAGAUGGACGGAGGGAGCGGCGGCGAGUCUGGAGGGCUGCGGUGAGAAAUGGGGCAGAUGGGGCCGCGGAGGGGCUGAAGAUGGGGGGAGGUUUGGGGUUUUUUGGGGAGAGGGAUUGGUGAAUUUAAUGCAGCGUUAUGGGGGGACCCCAUAGCAGUGCUGACCCCACUGCAGUGCUCUGCUCACCCCAUAGCAGUGCCAGCCCCACUGCAGUGCUGUGCUCACCCCAUAGCAGUGCCAUCCUCAUUGCAGUGCUGUGCUCACCCCAUAGCAGUGCCAGCCCCACUGCAGUGCUGUGCUCACCCCAUAGCAGUGCCAUCCCCACCGCAGUGCUGUGCUCACCCCAUAGCAGUGCCAGCCCCAUUGCAGUGCUCUGCUCACCCCAUAGCA
Tympanuchus pallidicinctus (lesser prairie-chicken) is the source of this 2638-nucleotide messenger RNA. It is a transcript of the gene SEMA4F, whose product is annotated as ssemaphorin 4F. NCBI's taxonomy places the organism in Eukaryota, Metazoa, Chordata, Aves, Galliformes, Phasianidae. Gene Ontology annotation, biological process: negative chemotaxis; semaphorin-plexin signaling pathway; axon guidance. Gene Ontology annotation, molecular function: chemorepellent activity; semaphorin receptor binding. The transcript is spliced from 14 exons. The record is from RefSeq and is a predicted model, not a curated record. The coding region runs from base 59 to 2293 and encodes 744 amino acids.